AUAAAAUACUCUGGUUUCUCCAUGUGAGCCUGUAGAUGAAGAACUACUCGUAAUGAGCUAAUCAAGCACAGCUAUAAAUGCAAGCUGAGUCUAAUUAACACUGCGCGUUCCCGAUGGAUGCAGGACGUGACAGACCUGAGCUGGCCAGGAGCUAUGAGGGCCCAUCGCUGUCUGACUUCGACAGAGGCUUUUGUGCGGACCACAGUCUGUCUCUAUCAGCGGUUUCAGCCGAUGGCUUCCUGAGACCAAACAAAGGCAUUGUGCUGGAGUAUCCAGAGCCCAGCUGUGCUGUUGCACCCUGUCUGAACUACUCCACGAGCAUUUCAUCUCCUUUAGUUGCCCUCAACAGGAACGUCCUGUCUCCUGGCAGCAGCCUGAGCACAGCACUGGGCAGUCCAGUGCAAGGCAAGUCCUCCACGCCCUACGAGAGAAACCAGUGUCAGAAACCCGUCCUGGCCAGCUCGCUGGACCUUUCCACCGCCAGAUUUGACCGCCACUCACCCGUCGUGGGAAGUGUCCUUACCCGUCGUGUGAAGGCCGUAGUUGAGAGCCCAAAGUCAUGUCUGGAGUCCACAUGGAGUCCUAUUAACCUGUCGGCCCCCCCUGAGGCCUCUCUGGUGUCGUCAGGAAGGUCACCUCACCCGAACGUUUCAGAGGAGCUCCAGCGCUCGUGGAGGGAAAUGGUCCGGCAGGGAUCUAGUCAGGUUCCUGCAAUCCCAGAUCCCCGAGAGGGACAGAGCUCAUCUAACUUGGCCAUUUGACAGACACCAUAUUUGAGGCUUCUUACUGUGAUUCUUACUACUAAGAGAAAUGUAUUUAAUCAAAAAAUAAAGCGCGUUGAAAUGACUUGCAUUCAUUAAUGUCACAGAGUCUACUCAAACCGAUGUCUCUUUGAUUGAUCAAUAACAUGUUUCAGAAUGUGCAAUUACUUCAUCCACCGUGGAAAUGUGGGCCGAAGAAUACAGUGACAAUAGAGGGUGAAUAUAACUGAGACCGCAAGUGAAAAUGCUUCUAUAUUAAUCUCUGUCUGCUGCUGUGGUCCUGGGACUCUGGGGUGUUCAAUCCUGCUCUCUGAGGGCCAACGUCCCGCAGAUUUUAGCUCCAGCACACUUGCCUGGAAGUUUCUAGUGAGCCUGAAGCCUAUUAUUUUGAUCAGUUGUGUUUAAUUGGGGUUUAAGCUAAACUCCGCAGGACAGCGGGCCUCCAGGAACAGGUUUGGACAGCCCUGGCAUUUAGGUUCAGCUGACUGGCUCACAUCAACCUAGAAAUAAAAGGAUAUUUAGUGUAUACUGUACUUUCUCGAGGUCCUGCAUCAGUGAAACAUGAGAGCAUCACCUUUUUCAUUAAGUGCCGGAUUUUAUUUUAUUUUUUUUCAGUGACGUAAAGCAGUGCGUGAUCCAAAAUAUCAAUCUCAAACACGGGAUUUGGACCCCAAUGUGUAUGUAUACAAAUGCUCCAACGUGAGACAACUAAGCUCAUAUUUAUAUAAAAAAAAAAAAAAGAACCUUGUUACAAGAAAU
Messenger RNA from Cyprinus carpio (common carp), 1520 nucleotides. RefSeq lists its product as uncharacterized. Lineage: Eukaryota; Metazoa; Chordata; Actinopteri; Cypriniformes; Cyprinidae. The record is from RefSeq and is a predicted model, not a curated record.